UUUGGUUUAUAUUUAUUAUUUAAAAAAAAAAGAAAAGAAAAGAAAAGAAAAGAAAAGAAAAAGAAAGAUAAAGCCAAAAAGUUGAUUAGAAAAAUAAAAAAUGAAAAUGGGAAAAGAAAAAGAGGAGGAGGUGUCCGUGAUGUAGACUAGGCAUUCUCUACCACGCGCCUGGUGUCAUUAUCAUUACCCAAACUCUCUCUUUCUCUCUCUAACUUUCUCUCUCUUCUUUGUCCCCCUUUAUAUAUCCCUCUUCUCCGCUCUCCCGCCGCACCACCACUUCUCCCCCCACCGUUCUUUCCCUCCCCCACCCCAUGGAUAAUCAUUCUCCUAACAAGCGCUUCCGAGUCGACUCUCUCGACUCCGAAUCCGACUCUCCCGAAGUCAAACGUCUACGAGACGACCUCCUCGGCCUUCUCGAUGACUCCGACCCCGAUCCCACAGUCCAAGAUCUCGAUUCCGUUAUCCAGAGUUUCGCAGACGAGAUCUCCCCCGUCUCCUCUCCGCCGCCCCCUCCGGCCGCCCCCUCGGAGCUCGGCUACCUACUCCUGGCCUCCGAUGACGAACUCGGUCUUCCACCCUCCGACGCCUCCACGAGCCACGGCGGCGAAACGGAGGUGGUUGAAGUGGCGCGAGGGUCGUCGGAGUCGUCUGGGAUUGGAGAGAUUUGGGGAUUUGAAGAUGCGGUUCCGAGUUAUGAGACGCUGGAGUUGGUGGGAGGUGGAGAGAGAUUUUAUAACGAAAUGGAAUAUGUGGCGUUUGAUGGACUGUUUGAACAUUCCGAUGUGUACUCUGUUUUUUCGUGACGGCGAUGGAAGGUCCGCCAUAGGCGAAGUAGGACGAAAGAUGAAGAGAGAGAUAAAAGAAAAAUUACCUUUUUUUUAAUCUCUGAAAUGAAUAUAAAAUUACAACCCCAUUUGUAAAUUUUUUUUUUCUCAUUAGUUCCAUCACAGGAAAAAGAAAAAAAGUAGGAGUAGUUGAUUUUAAAAA
Cucumis melo (muskmelon) is the source of this 987-nucleotide messenger RNA. RefSeq lists its product as uncharacterized. The coding region runs from base 312 to 803 and encodes 163 amino acids. The transcript has a single exon. Lineage: Eukaryota; Viridiplantae; Streptophyta; Magnoliopsida; Cucurbitales; Cucurbitaceae. The record is from RefSeq and is a predicted model, not a curated record.